Aspergillus tanneri is the source of this 4128-nucleotide messenger RNA. Its product is annotated as E3 ubiquitin-protein ligase SSM4. Lineage: Eukaryota; Fungi; Ascomycota; Eurotiomycetes; Eurotiales; Aspergillaceae. The record is from RefSeq and is a predicted model, not a curated record. The coding region runs from base 1 to 4128 and encodes 1375 amino acids. The transcript is spliced from 2 exons. Gene Ontology annotation, cellular component: endoplasmic reticulum membrane.
AUGUCCUCUGGUGCUGGCAACACAGAUACAAGAACGUCGAACUUGACCAUUGGGCCAUAUAAACGACGCUCCUCAUGGCUUUCUGAUGUCAAGUUUUUGAACUCUUUGACGCCGUCGCCGACAAUAAACAAUAUUCUAAUUGAUACGCUAGAGGGUCAACUGAUUACUCUGCUUGUCGUUGUCUCGUGCAUACUGAUCUUCCUUAUCCGCGAAUGGGUGGUUCAACAGCAACCAAUGGCGAAUAUCGCAGAUGGGGAACGCGAAGCAGCUGUUCAAUUAAUCGCAAAUAAUCGUCAAAAUGAACCAGAUGAUAGACAAAGAGCGGAGCCCAACGACCGUCCACUUCCUUGGGAUGUGCCGCCCGAGAACCUGCAUGAGCAUAUCGACAAUAAUUCAAAUGGCCCAGACGACGCUCUCUCUCAUUCGGACAUAGACACGUUAGGUGACCAUUCAUUUAUUCGCGAUGGCAGUCCUUCCCAUUUACAACCCGCGGAAGAACCUGGUACAGCAGCUUUUUUUCGCCCUCACAACAGCAGUGAUUAUAUGCAGGAUGUUGAGCCUUCCGACGAGCAAUCGUCUUCUCAUGCUAGCCAGGUUUGGCCCGGGGUUGAAAUUUUCCGGGAUCUCUGGUCACGCGCUCAAGGUGAUCCUGAACAAGUCUUAAGGAUCAUUAGAGAAGAGAAUCGACAGGACGAAUUGAGUUGGAUAGUUACCGCAAUGACGAAACUUCAACAAAAUGAUGGUUUUAGAGCGUCUUUGAACCGUGAUGAGAUGGUAGCACGAUCCUCUGGUAUGGAUGCAACCGCUAGAAGAUUCAGUAACGCAGACCCUGCGUUGCAGGCAGAGGGUUCGCAGUAUGCUACUAGACGUUUGUCAUCAGAUCGCGACGUUCUGCCAUGGGAUACUACCGAUUCACAUGAUCCAGACUUCAGAGAUAAUGAAAGUACAGAUCCCCAACAAAGCUAUUUUGCUUCGAAUUUCUCGGACCCAGAAACACACACUACUCAUAAAGAAGAAGCAAACCCUGUCUACCCGGACGAUGAUGGUUCUCAUGUCCCACAAGCCCUUAUUCCAGAUGAAGCCGUAACGGCAACCGCCAGUGGUGAUUCAUCAGAGAAUGUGCCAUCAUCUACUCAAAAUGACCAUCCGGCUGCUGCCAAAGCUCCUCCCAAAAAUAUGGCCACCAGGGUUGUCGACUGGUUUUGGGCCGAUAUUACCCCUGACAACGAGCCUGAGGAACAACCACAGCCAGAUGAAGAACACCUAGUUGAGGAUCCUGCUUUAGAAGCGCCUUUCGUGCCUGUGCAGAACAACAGACGCAUUGCUGAGCGUGCCGCGCAAGAUAAUCAAGGGGUUCUUGCCGACGCUGCGCUUGAGGCAAACGACAUUGACGCUCUCGAGGAAGGUGAUGAUCUAGAAGGGAUCCUGGAACUUAUUGGUAUGCAUGGUCCAAUCUUUGGACUCCUGCAAAAUGGCGUUUUUAGUGCCCUCCUCAUUUCAUUUACGGUUGCAAUUGGGAUCUGGCUCCCUUAUCUGUGGGGGAAAAUUGCUCUUGUUCUCUUAGCGAAUCCGAUACAGUUAGUCUUUGGCGUUCCCAUGACUGCAGUAUCAGUUUUCGCGAAUGUCACACUCGAUACCCUCAUUGGUAGCCUUGGCUAUGUGAUGUACUGGGUCACUCUUCUCUGUAGAGUGCUGCUGGGUCCUCUUGCUGCCCUAAUCCCACUAGGAGACUGGAUUCCUCACACUAAGUCUAUUACAAGUGCUUCGCUUACACUCAUUGAUGCUAGCAGUCAGCGAUUGAAAAAUGUGGCUAGUGCGUUUUUUGUCUUCCAUGAAUCUGAUGUCCCCAUAUUCUCUGUGCUCUCUCACCAGGCUUUGAAAAUUCACCAAGCGCGAAUUACCAGCCUUCUACAGUCAGCAUUUCUCUUAGUGAAGUUUAUAUUGCGCGAUCUUCCUAUCCAAUUGCUAUCUGGUGGAAUGCACAGCGCCCUUACAUUUGACAGUGGGACCAUGGAAUUUACUAGUAUGCUGUCGCAAGCACGAGGUCAAAUCAGUAUCUUAAGCACUCAAUUUCUGGCCUCCUUGAACGGCACAAAAUGGUUCAAUACAAACAUUGUGGCUGGAGCAUCAAUUGGUAUGGGUAUUGAUUAUGACCUAGCAAUGUGGGAUACAAAAGACCGUGUGAUUGCUAUCAUUAUGGGCUACCUCCUCAUGUCAGCUUUAGGUCUCCUUUACCUACGUGUCACCGGUUUGAUAUCUGGAGUGGCUCGCGGGCAGAGGGUGGAAGGCAUAGUUGCUGAUAUCCUCCACCAAGCGGGAGGGGUGAUGAAGGUCAUCCUGAUCAUUGGUAUUGAAAUGAUAGUGUUUCCGCUCUAUUGCGGCUCCUUGCUUGAUGUUGCCUUGUUACCCAUUUUUGAGGGCGCCACUAUUGCGUCGCGUCUCGAAUUCACUUCGUCAUCGCCUCUCACUUCUCUUUUCGUGCAUUGGUUUAUUGGUACCUGUUACAUGUUCCAUUUCGCCCUCUUCGUCUCUAUGUGCAGGAAGAUUAUGAGAAGUGGUGUUUUAUAUUUCAUCCGCGAUCCGGAUGACCCUACGUUCCAUCCCGUCCGAGACGUCCUGGAGCGUAACAUCACUACGCAACUUCGCAAGAUCGGCUUCAGUGCCCUAGUCUAUGGUGCUCUAGUCAUUGUGUGUCUUGGGGGCGUUGUCUGGGGACUAUACUUUGCAUUUGAGGGUGUCCUGCCCAUUCACUGGUCUGCCACGAUUCCAGUCCUUGAAUUUCCAGUUGACCUACUGUUUUACAACUUUGUCAUGCCGCUUGCAAUCCGGUCCAUCAAGCCUUCCGACGGUCUACACAAUCUUUACGGUUGGUGGUUUUACAAGUGCGCUCGCUUUUUGCGGUUGACGGACUUCUUUUUUGGUGAGAGGCAACUCGAUGAAGAAGGGUAUCAUGUGCGCCGAACUUGGUGGGAUUUGUUAAGAGGAGCCAGGGGGGAUAUUGGACAGCCUGUCAUUGACCACAGCCAGCUGCCUGCCACUGAUGACAAGCAUGAUGGCGUAUUCUUUGCACGAGACGGGAAGUUCGUCAGAGCCCCCGCCUCGGAUCAGGUUCGCAUCCCUAAAGGCAGUCAAGUCUUUUUGGAAGUGACCGAGAACAAUGAGCGCAUUGAUGGAGCCCCAGAGACGGAUGGGGGGUUACAUGGCCGGAAAAACGAAAUGUUCACCAAGGUUUAUAUCCCUCCAUAUUUCCGGAGCAGGGUUGCAGCCUUCAUUCUCUUGAUUUGGGUAUUCGCGGCUGCCACUGGCGUAGGCAUCACUAUUAUCCCGCUGAUUGUUGGGAGGAAGUUGAUGUCGUCAUACUUUCCCAAUCGACCGCUGAAUGAUAUCUAUGCCUUUUCUACUGGCAUCUGUAUGGUCGGCAUGGCUAGCUGUAUCGCCUGGUACUGUUACACCAGCGUCACAGUGGUGAAGACCCAUUUAAGCCCACAUUUGCAGUCCCCCCGAAAGGCUUGUUUGGGAAUAGUGAGCGCCGUGCUCAAUGGCCUGCGCCUCAUCUACGUCUUCAUUGCAUUUUCAGUAGUGCUGCCAUCGAUGUUCGCUUUGGUGAUGGAGCUUUAUGUGCUGGUCCCCGUGCACACAUACCUAGGUGGCACUCAAGCUCAUGUCAUCCAUUUCGUGCAAGACUGGACUCUAGGGGUUCUCUAUGUCCAAAUGGCAAUCAAAUUUGUUCUGUGGCAUUCCACCUCACGUCCCGCAGCCGCUCUAAAUGGCAUCUUCCGCGACAGUUGGCUCAAGCCCAAUGUCAGUCUUGCGACGCGUGCAUUACUGCUUCCGAUUACGAUUCUUACUGCAGUUGCGGUCACCUUACCACUUUCCCUUGGAUUUAUUUUGAAUUCAGCCAUGCUCCACUCGGCCCCCGAUGUGCAGUCGAAGGUCUACCGCUACGCGUACCCAGCAACUUUACUCAUGAGUCUACUGGUCUGGCUCAGUUACGCGGUACGCCGACAGGUGGAGGUCUGGCGAGUCAACAUCCGGGAUGAUGUGUAUUUGAUUGGGGAACGUCUUCAUAAUUUCCGUGAGAAACGAGCAAGGGAUGUGGGUGUGCCUCGACAGGUGAUCACGGGGUGA